Molecule: messenger RNA, 8314 nt
Organism: Nerophis lumbriciformis (worm pipefish)
Lineage: Eukaryota; Metazoa; Chordata; Actinopteri; Syngnathiformes; Syngnathidae
Gene: tet2
Product: tet methylcytosine dioxygenase 2
Biological process (GO): myeloid cell differentiation; positive regulation of transcription by RNA polymerase II; chromosomal 5-methylcytosine DNA demethylation, oxidation pathway
Cellular component (GO): nucleus
Molecular function (GO): DNA 5-methylcytosine dioxygenase activity
Source: RefSeq, a predicted model, not a curated record
AGAAGAAAAAGAGAGGAGGGAGCACAAGGGGGGAAAGAAAACCUGUCCCUUUGUGUGGGAAAGACUCAGCAGGAAAGUGAAUUGGUGACUAUUUGAGUUUGCCGGCAAAGCAAGGAUCUUCCCCAUGACCUGCAUGCACAUUUUUGCCAACUCUGCGUUCCACGACUGCCUUAAACCCGAGUCGCAUAGACUGCGAUUCUCUGGCCGGCAAACAGCGACACCCGGCUUCUCCUGAUGAUGAGAGCAGACGUCAGACUGGUUUGCAUGAAUAUUGAUGUAGAGGAUAGUCUGUUUCAUAGAAGAACAGAAGGAGGCAAGAUGGCUGCCCUUUAGGAUUUGUAAAAGAGGAGAUCCAGACGGUUUGUUGGAAUUUCUACAUAGUGGAAGGACGCAAAAUAAGGACACAUAAAGGGCAGCCUGUGAAUGGACUCUGAGCAGGCCAGAUGGAAACGGACCAGACCAGACAUGAGACGGAAGAAAGUCUGACAUUAAAACAAUUUGGGACACACCACAACAUCUCCAACAAACUGCAGAAUGGAGGCUCAUUUUCAGAAGGAGACUCUCUGCAAAACACUGACAACACAAACUGGAACAAUCACAAGCCCAACACAGUUGCCAACUCCAUGAAGAGACCAAACGAAAACUGCAAUGACUCUGAAUCCGUGCAAGGGCUGUUGGAUCAUGGAUCCUUUAUAAUGAAUGGAGUGCUGAUGAAUGGAGAGCAAUUACUCACUGAACCGUCGUUCCAGCCCAGCCAGCCCAAGAAAUUUAGAGCAGAUUCAGAGAUUGCUGAAUUAAAAAACAAAACUGAAUUUCAAUGCAGUGCUCAGUCAGAGACAAAAUUAGGGAACAGGAACUGUACAAUUCUUAAUGGAGAUGUUUAUCAUCUGCCAAGAAAUAAGCAUGCUUUAAUCACUAAUGGUGCUGUCCUGACGACUUCUACAAUAGAAAGCACACCAGGUGAUCUUUUAGAGAAAACUUUGUCUCAAUAUUAUCCUGAGCAGGUAUCAAUUGCACCACAGAGAUCUGGUCCACAAGAUGCUAUGAAAAGUUCUCUCACAAAAAAACUGCCUGGUGAGGAUAUUUUACCUCCUGCUUUGACCUCAGAGUUUCCAAAUUCAGCUCAGAUGCUUAACUCACAAACACGGAAACCUGCGGUAUCUGGUACUCUGGAGGGAGGCAACAAUUACAACUCUGUUAACUAUAUAGUAAAUGGAUAUGCAAACCAUCAUGAAACCGUUUACCAGCAGAAAAAACAACCGCCUCAACAACUGUCACCAUCUAGCCACCAAGGAUCUCUUCAACUCCCUGGCAUGGCCCCACCACCAAAUACUGCCAACUCAUUGCAACAACAUAAAAAUGGCCCAGGGUGCUUUCCAAACAACACAAAUCCUCAACGUACAUAUGAAAAUGGAAGCCACAAUUUUGAUCACAAAGAGCAUAAUACUCACCCCCAGGGAACUAAGGCAGUAUUGGACAAAUAUGGACCAUCAAACUUUGGGAUACAGAACAUUGUGCAGUAUGAGGAACCUGAGUCUGGUCAUGCUCAACAGUUUGGGAUUCAACCCAAGAAUUUUCAGCGGACUCCAGGACACACACAUGGAGCUGAUAACAUAGGUAUGAUGGGACCCAUUAUACAGCAGCCAAAUCAGGCUGGAUUAGAAAAUAGCCUGGAUAACACAUCCCAGCAGACAGAGAAUUUCAUGUGUUCAAACUGGAUGGAACAGAACCCUCUACAGCAGCAAACACAUGUUCUGUCAUCCUUGGCAAAGCAGGAAAACAGGGACUUCUCUAUCAAGCCUUUGCUAGAGCAACAGAAAGCUAACCUCCAAGUUCAUGGUCAAUUUUUGGAGAAAAACCAUGUACAAAGGUUUGAGUCACCUGGAAUGUUUAAAGAAAACAUUCAUGGGUCCAACAGCAUACAGCAGCAGCAACUCUCAGGCCAAACACACUGUGCUUCAGCCCAAAACAACAAUAGUCCUGACUGGCAGCAUGGAAGUGCUAAGGUUUCUUUAGUGCAACAGUCUCAACCCCAGAUAAAGCAUGAUCAACAAAAUGUGUUGCAAAGCCAGCAGGCAAGGGGACAUUAUCAUACACCCAUGCAGUCAGAGCACUUACGUGAACACUCUGAAGUGCAGGAUGUAUUGUCACCUGAGUUUUUCACAACACAACAGCAGCACUGUAAUCUUCCACGCCCACUGUCCCACCCAACACAAUCUGAAGAACAGCAACUUAAGUCUCCCAUUUAUCGACCUCACAGUCAGCCUCAGCCAGGUCAGGUUAAACUUAAUCAGCAACAUAGAAACAACUACUUCAGCUACAAUAACACAACAGAUGCUCAUAUACAUCAUCAAAGCCAGUAUUCGCCAAACUCGGGCACCAGUGAUUUCAGGCAAUUUCAACCGCAGAGACCGAGUAACCAAAUAGACUUACCACAAACGUCUACACAGUCACAGCCUCUUUCUCCACAAUUUUCAUUAAACCAACAGACAUCAACACAUAUGUAUCCCAAAGCUGAACUCCAGCUAAACCCAUGUUCCCAGGUCCAAAGGGGAUCUCAGCUUCCUCUGGCAUCGGGCCUAUCACUGUCAGACUUUCAAAAGCAUGCUGCCCUGCGUAAUCAUCUGUUACAAAGGCAAGAGAGACAGGGCCCUCUCUAUUGCGCUCAAAGCACUAAUGAUAUUAAACACAGCCUGAAAAAUGUAAAAAUUGACAAUGGACCCAGAUUUCACUUGCCUGGCUCGCAGGAGCAAAUGGGUGGAUUGCAAAUCAAGCAGGAGAAACAUCAGUCCUUAUGUGACAAUAAUAAGAAGCAAGACAACAUCCUGGCCUCCAUGGAACAAAGUCUAAAACAGUACCAUCUUUCCCCUGUGUUUGAGAAGAAAUCUUUUGUCAUCAAUCCAAAUAAAGUCAAGGUAGAAUCUUCCGGACCUGUGACAAUACUCUCAACCAACACUGACAUGUGUAAAAUGGAAGCACCUGGAGCUGUCACCUCCAGUCCAACUUUGAAAAAAACACCCGAAUCCACACCCAAAAAAGAACAACUCUUACAGAGGUUUAUGGAUUCCCCAAUGAAGCUGUUGGAUACCCCAAUAAAAAGUCUCCUGGAUAUGCCUAUGAAAACACAAUAUGACAUUGCAUCAUGCCACUGUGUUGAACAAAUCAGCGAAAAAGAUGAAGGCCCGUACUAUACUCACUUGGGUUCUGCACCUACGGUUGCUGGUAUACGGGAGAUGAUGGAAAAAAGGUCUAGUUUCAAUGGUCGAGCCAUUAGGAUAGAGAAAGUGGUGUACACAGGCAAGGAAGGCAAAAGUACACAAGGGUGCCCUAUCGCAAAAUGGGUGAUCCGCCGAGCCAGUGUGGAAGAAAAGCUACUGGUGUUGGUUCGAGAACGCACUGGCCACAAAUGUGAUACAGCCUGCCUAAUCGUUGCGAUCCUGGUCUGGGAGGGCAUCCAACCCAGCCUGGCUGACAAACUCUACCUCGAGCUAAGCGAUACUCUAACUAGGCAUGGAGCACUCACCCAGAGACGGUGCGCUCUUAAUGAAGAGAGGACUUGCGCAUGUCAGGGAUUAAAUCCAGAUGCCUGUGGGGCAUCGUUCUCUUUUGGCUGCUCGUGGAGCAUGUACUACAACGGCUGCAAAUUUGCAAGGAGUAAAAUUCCAAGAAAAUUUAAACUACUAGGAGACGACGUGAGAGAGGAAGAAAGGCUAGAGCAAAACCUUCAGAAUCUGGCCACCUUACUGGGACCCUUGUACAAAAAUAUGGCACCUGAAGCUUAUGGAAACCAGGUGGAACAUGAACACAGAGCCCCUGACUGUCGUCUGGGUAAAAAGGAGGGACGUCCCUUCUCUGGGGUGACAGCUUGUCUAGACUUCUGUGCUCAUGCUCACAGAGACCUUCACAACAUGCUUGGAGGCAGCACCGUCGUGUGCACAUUAACAAGGGAAGACAACCGGGAGAUUGGAAGGAUACCAGAGGAUGAGCAGCUCCACGUUUUGCCACUGUAUAAGGCUUCCAACACAGAUGAAUUUGGCAGUGAGGAGGGUCAACAAGAAAAAAUUAAGUCAGGUGCUAUUGAAGUCCUCAGUGCCUUCCGCCGCCAGGUGCGCAUGCUUGCAGAGCCCGCCAAGUCCUGCCGCCAAAAGAAGUUGGAUGCUAAGAAGGCAGCUGCUGUUAAGAAUGCCAUGCUGGACAACGCUCAUGAUAAGGCAGAGAAAGUCACCCCAUCCAAGUCAAAAGUGAUGACUUGUGAAAACAUCAGUCAAAGCACUCAUAUGGCAGGUUUUAUUCCAGGUGCUAUUGGAGCCUCCCAGCAUCCAAUUCAACCAACGCAUCACUUUGGAAACCAUCCCCGGCAAUUGCAGCAACAACAGCACGAAAACAUACUUACCUCCUUUCCGGGUGCAGCAAAUGCUGCCAGAUACCCAAGGUUCCCUAGCCACCAAGGAUCUUUCGCAAGCACUUCAAAGCCAGGGAGCAUAUUUCCACCUCAACUGUCAACACCAGCAAGCCCUUACCCUGCCCCAAUCCAUGCACCAACUUCAUACAUUGAUGGAUCUAAUCGUUCGUACGUUGGUUAUCAAUGUAAUGGAGGAAUGCCUCUUGACAACUACCAUUCAUACUAUGCUUCAAACCAAAAGCACCUCAGCAUGUAUCAACAGCAACAACAACAAGCCUUUUACUCAGAGCAGCAGUAUACAGUACAUCCACGUUUUGAGGUCAAUUAUCCACCAAAUUUUGGUGAUCCAGGUUUACAAAUCAAUGGUUAUAAUGCAUGCAGCAUGAGGCCAGUUCACCCCAUGAGAGCCUUCAGCCCCUGUGGUCCUAAUGGAGCCACAGACCCACAUUUUAUGGACCCCCUGUCAAGAGCGCCCUCUGUCCAUGGAGGUCUUAACUACACUGCUGCUGGAAGCAACAGCAAUCAGUUUGGAAGAUCCCCAAAUCCAUAUCUCUCACAAAGUCCCCAAAUGUUCCACCCAGGCCAACAACCAUUCCAUAUGCAAAUUAAGCAAGAAAUCAGUAUUGCUAGCCCAAAGAUGCUUGGCGCUCAAUUAACUGGUGUGGGUUUAAACCCUGAAACACAGACAGGACUGGGUAGCCACAUGCUAUCAGGUAUUAAGCAAGAACCCGGAACCCCCCAGACACCCACAACCCCGCAAAAGCCAGAAAUGUGGUCAGACAAUGAGCACAACUUCUUGGACCCUGACAUCGGUGGGGUGGCCGUGGCACCUACACACGGCUCAGUCCUCAUUGAGUGUGCAAAACGGGAGCUCCAUGCCACAACCCCGCUUAAAAACCCAGAUCGUCACCACCCCACACGCAUCUCCUUGGUGUUUUACCAGCACAAAAACUUGAAUGAGGCAAAGCAUGGACUCGUUCUGUGGGAGGCAAAGAUGGCAGAAAAAGCUCGAGAAAAGGAGGAGGAUGCAGAGAGAAACGGUGGUGAGGGGACACCAAGCAAGAGCCACAAGAAAGGGACAAAGCGUGAGCAUCCAGAGACAUUGGAAUCCCUUGGGGAUCCCCCUUAUAAGCGUUUUAUACAGGCACUCAUUGAAGGAUCCUCGUCAUGCACAACCAACACUUACGUCAGUACAUCCCCGUAUGCCUUCACUAAGGUCACAGGACCUUAUAGUCACUUUGCAUAAAAGACCAUCAAGAAAAAAUGAAGGUGCUUUAUUUAUGACAAGGACUACAUGCAGCACUGGUCUCAAAAACACUCCUAACCUGUUCAGGUCUUUUAUCUUUUUGACAACUGAGCUUUACAUGUUGACCCUUGUAAGGAUGUAUUUAUUCUUGUUUUGCAAUUAUUGCAGAUACACACUGUUCAACCAUCUGGUGCUCUCAAUCUUACAUGCAGGACUUUUUUUUUUUACUGGAAACAAAGUUUAAUCUUUGGUGGCUUUAUUUUUCUUAAAAGUUUUUGAAACACUUAAACUUGGCAUGCAAUGCCAAUUUUAAAAACAGCAACACAACAUUUAAGGUGCUAAGUCUGUGUCUUUUUUUAUAUUCAAAUGCCAUGAUACCAUGAUUGAGACUAACUGUAGAUGGCAUGAAACAGGAAAUGCUAUAACUGGGAAAUAAUCUGUAAAAUCAUGAGCCUCAAAAUGGUAUGAGGCAAGUGUGUUAUGAGCACUUCUUGAUUACAACAAUUGAAUGUAUUGGUAUAUAGGUGAUGACAUUGACCUUUUUCUUGAAUUUAGCGCAAUUUCUAAAUAUCCCCGAAAGAAAUCUAAAUAAUUGCAACAUUUUCAAUAUUAUUUUGUUGGUGCUUCUUUGGCCUAAAAAUUACAUGUAUUAAAUACACGAGCCAUUCAAAUUGUGUAUUUUUAACAUUUUAAAAUGAGGAAAAUGAUCUGAGUUUUACUGUCUGCAAAUGUUCCUUUUAUAAGGUUCAUUGAACUACCCUGAAUUGUGAAAAUUACGUGUAGUUUUUUUUUGUCUGUGGUGCUUAGUUGAUGUGCUUUUAUUACACUGAGGAGCAUGAGACAGGGUAAGCUUGGUGUCAAUUUCAUAGGGCAGCUGGCUUGCUGUGGGUUCUUUAAUUAUUGCAAUCUAACUGUAAGAUACAGGUAAGACAUGUACAGUAACUUAAAUUCCCUUUUUGGAAAUACUGCUAUAAAUUGUGAUUGUUGUAAAGAAAACUAAAAGCCUAAUUCCUUGUAAAUAUUUGUUUCAAUAGAUUUGAUUUCAUUGGGUGCUAUUCAGCCUGUUAAAAAGUACGAUGUGAGACUCUAGGCAGUGAGAAGGCUUUUACAAUAAUGUACAGUACCAACAUGUCAUAUACCUCAAAACCAGUUUGGGCAAUAGGAAAACAUAUCAUUCUUUUGUUUAAAUAUUUUUUUUCUAAAUUGUUGGUUACAGUCUAACUGCAUACGACCUACAAAGGCGGAGAAGUUAAUUUCCUACUUUCUUACCUGCUCAGCAAGUAUUACUUGAACUUGAGUUUUUAAUGUUACUGUAUAAUCAGGGACAUUUAAAAAAAUAGUUUUGCUUGCAUUUAUUAUGUUUUUUUUCCAUUCAGGGACAUGCAAUUGCAUUGUGUCCUAAUACAACUUUUCUCAAAUACGUCACACAAAAUAAUGCGGGGUGGGGUAGAGGAAAAAGUGUUUUUUUCACAUUUAUUUUAACCCUUUUUAGCUAGUAAAACUGUGAUUUCUUAACGAAACACAAAGUAUAUGCACUGAUGUGACUAAAGGGAAAGUAUGCUUAUGACUAUAUUAAGGGCGAUGUAUUUGCUUUUGCUAUGAGGCAAGACCAAGGCAGUGAUUAUCGUUUUUGUGCCUGUGUAUAAGUUCAAUUUAUUUAUAACCACUAAGGAAUUGUAUGAUUUUUCUCUUUAUUUUUUAAUUAAUGUGAUAUAUAAUGGAAUGACUGUAAUGUUAUUUGUAAUAAUAAUUCACCCACUCUUCUUUAACAAAUUUGUUUUCUGAAAGCACUUCAAAUUUUUUCAUGAAAAAAAAUUGUUUAUGUAAUAAAGUACAACAUGUUUUAUUUAAAAAUGGGUGUAAAUGUGUUUCAGAAACAUAAAAAAAAUGUCACAAUAUACAGUGCAUAGCAAGGUUUUACAUUUCAGGACAAACUUCUAGUGAAGUCAAACUGGGCUAUAAAGUAACUAAGUAAAGUAAACCAACAUACUUAAACAUAUUUUAAAUAUCCGUUUUGGCCUUUUUUAAUGUUAUCUAAAUGGACAUGGUCACAUUUUCCAGGAAGUCUUUGUAAAUAAUACAGUCACUGUCGACACAAAGUUUAAUGUCAAAUAAUAUUAUUAGCUCUAAUAUUGAAUGAAUUUAUAUAUUUUUUUGACUGCUGGGUUUGUAUAGUCCACAAUAUUGAUGAUUCUUUGUACAGAGCCCAGCUACAGUAGCAGGUGAGGUUGAUAAUAAGAGCAGGAUACAAAUAAAAGUAGAGACAUACUUGAAAACGCUUUUGAAUCAGCAUUACUUGAAUAACUUUUUGGGAAUAAUAUGAGUACUGCUUGUUCAAGCGAACAGUUCAUACAAAGCACGCAGACACAAAAGGUUGAAAAAAAGUCAAACAUUUUGCUGUUUUUAUUUCUGAAUGGACUCCCCUUGUUGUCCUGAAGUUUGGUAUGCUCCCAAAAAAUGAACUAAGCAUAGGUAUUAUACUGUAAGCAUUGUAAUGUACUGAAUGCAGUUUAUUGGAAAGCUGGUAUUAAUAUAUCAUUCCUGAUAUUGCCAAGAUAUGGGUGUUUUAUCUUUUUUUCAAUAAAUUUAUAUUUAUUUAAAGCUACUUGACUUGUAUAAAAAUCAGUGCUGCCUGUGUUUUAAAUAUAAUCCUAGUUUUGAAUGUG